Messenger RNA from Mangifera indica (mango), 1827 nucleotides. Its product is annotated as protein RICE SALT SENSITIVE 3-like. Lineage: Eukaryota; Viridiplantae; Streptophyta; Magnoliopsida; Sapindales; Anacardiaceae. The coding region runs from base 414 to 1640 and encodes 408 amino acids. The transcript has 7 exons. The record is from RefSeq and is a predicted model, not a curated record.
GAAAGAAAGAAAGAAAGAAAGAAGAAGAAGGUAAAAGAGAUAAAUUUGGCUGUCCCCACUUUGGGUUUUUUUAAAUUUAUUUAUUUUUUGCAUGGUUAAACAACACUUGCCAAAUUCAUCUUUUUUUUUCAUUCUGUGUGUCUUCUUUUACCUGGUUGUUGUCAAGAUUGCUAAAGCUUGUUACUUUCUGAUAUAAUUAAACCCAAAAAAGAAUAGUAAUUAGUGAUCACCUAAAGCCAUUUUGUACUGUAUUAAAAUAAAGGAGAGACAGGCAAUUCAGCUUGCAGUUGGAGUUACACUACUUACAGGUAGAGCUGUGUUUUGUUGAGAAAAUUAUAAGAUUAGGAAGAAUUUUAAGAGGAUAGAUUUUUGUAUAUAUAUUUUGAAAGAGAGGGGGGUGUGGAAAGAGAGAGAUGGUGGGCUCAGGAGCAGGGGAUAGGAGCAAAGAAGCAGUUGGGAUGAUGGCCCUUCAUGAGGCCCUUAGAAGCGUCUGUAUCAACUCAGACUGGACUUACUCUGUAUUCUGGACUAUUCGUCCUCGACCGCGAGUCCGCGGUGGUAAUGGCUGCAAGGUUGGAGACGACAACGGCAGCCUGAUGUUAAUGUGGGAAGAUGGGUUUUGCCGAGGAAGAGUUGCAGAUUGUUUGGAAGAGAUGGAUGGUGAAGAUCCUGUCAGAAAAGCUUUCAGCAAAAUGUCCAUUCAGUUAUAUAAUUAUGGAGAAGGGUUAAUGGGGAAGGUUGCUUCAGAUAAGUGUCAUAAAUGGGUGUUCAAAGAGCCAACAGAAUGUGAACCAAACACUUCCAACUACUGGCAAAGUUCUUUUGAUGCUCUACCUCCUGAAUGGACUGAUCAAUUUGAGUCCGGCAUUCAGACCAUUGCUGUAAUUCAAGCUGGUCACGGUCUACUGCAAUUGGGUUCCUGCAAGAUUAUACCUGAAGACCUGCAUUUUGUGCUGCGGAUGAGGUAUACAUUUGAGUCUCUAGGCUAUCAAUCUGGUUUCUAUCUAUCCCAGUUAUUUUCUUCAAAUAGAAAUAAUUCUUCGCCGUCCUCGAUUCCCUCAAAGCAAUCUGCCAUCCCAACUCGGCCUCCUCCUUCCCUCUUCAACUGGGGUCAAAGGCCAAUUCCGUCUUCUGCAUCAAUGCUAGCAUCAGCCAAUUUUCAGAAUCCUGCUAGACUUGGAUUCCCACAAACCAAAGAUGAGACUCACAUGUUUCUCCUCCCUCAUUCAUCGGAAACACAAAUGGAAGAUAUGAUUGGAGAACAUGAAAAUGACAUUAAGUGGCCAAAUGGUUUGUCUUUCUUCAAUGCUCUUUCUGUGAGGCCUGACGAUUCCAAGCUCUUGUUUAACCCUGAGAACUUUGGAAACAAACCAGACCAAAGUCAUCAUCCCCUUAUUUUCGAGGGAAAAGAUUUGAAUCCAAAUAUAGAUGGUGGUGCAAACCUGAAUGAGUUCUUAAGCUUGGACAGUCAUCCAGAGAAUGCAAGGAAGACGGACAAGUUUAAGAGGAGCUUUACCAUGCCUGCACGGAUGGCUUCAUCGUCUACCUCAACAUCAGUCGAUCACCAUCAACAACCAAUGGAAUAUAGGAAUCCAGAGGCGGGGAUGUACAAUGAUGUUAUGGAGACCUUCUUGGAAUGAAGUUAGUAAAGGGCAAGAAGUUUUAGAUAAGCAUGCUUUUGGUGGUUCUUUGUUGCUGCAAUCUUGUGUUUGUUUUAGUUUAGUGUUCUUUUAUAUGUUGUGUUUCUUUUGUACUUCUCACAAAUUUUUGUUGUAGUUUAUCUUAACGCAAGUUUUACCAUAAAUUUUCCACUUUUGUUUUCUUUCA